Stegodyphus dumicola is the source of this 531-nucleotide messenger RNA. RefSeq names its product DNA oxidative demethylase ALKBH2-like. Lineage: Eukaryota; Metazoa; Arthropoda; Arachnida; Araneae; Eresidae. The record is from RefSeq and is a predicted model, not a curated record.
AUGAUUGAAAAAUUUGACGAUCAGUUAAUACUGCACUAUUUUAAUGAUUUUCACGACAAAGAAAAAGCAGAUUCCAUAUUUACGGAAUUGUGCGCUUAUCCAUUCCAGCCUUUAAACCUGAAUAUUUAUGGACGGCAAUACGUUCCAGCUCGACUUUGCUGCGCCUUCGGGGAUGAUGAUGGACUCACUUACAGUUUUUCGGGAACGUCGGUCGCCGCCCAGCCCUGGACUCCUACGCUGCAGCAAAUUAAAUAUGAAGUUGAAGCACUCACCCACGAAAAAUAUAAUUACGUUCUGCUCAACAAAUACCCUGACGGAGAAGCCAAGAUCUCCGCGCACAGAGACGCUGAAAGCGCGCUAGACCCUUCGUGCAGCAUUCCCACACUGAGUUACGGUUCGACGCGAGAGAUGCAUUUUAUGAGGGAGAAUUAUAUGACUCACAUUCUGAGUCUGGAACACGGAUCGCUUCUUGUGAUGAAACCCCUACGAACACAGUCUGGAAACACAGUAUCCCAACCCAACCCGAAGUGA